AUGAGUACCUUGCUACCCGAUGAUCCAAAGUCAAUACCUUCGACGGGAUCGAACAAGUCCGCUUUAAGGAUAGAGACCGGCAAAGACACAUCCACGGUUGCGAGCCAACUUCGACCAGGCUUCUGGCUAAACCCGAAUGAUAGCUCGUCUUCGAUCCCAGAUUCGCCAGCACCCGUGACACCUGACGACCCUCCGACAAUCACAUUGAGCGGCUACGAUUAUCCCUCUACGAAAAAGACCUCAGUGCAGGACCCCAUCGAUUGCUUGAGAGAAAUUGAGCCGGAAUGUACCAAUUGUGCCGUUCUUCCCGAUGCAGGAUCAAAGACCGUAUACUACCUGCGGACGCUGAGGGACACUAUGGAUUACCUUCAGACGGCUCUCGAAGAAGAUCCCGCUUCCCAAGAAAUGCCGCGUAGUCACGGGUUGACUGAAGAACAGAUCAUCGAGGCAAGAAAAGAUCUUAACGUUUACGCCGCGGGUAUCGCCACCAAUGUCUUAGUUACAUACCGAUGGUACAAUUUCGAUCGACCGCCCUCCCGACGAAAUUUGAGACUGGUAAUCGAACGAGCGUUGACCCUAUCUCGUUUCGGUCCUGAUGAUGGUUCCGAAGCUGAGCAACAGGCGAUCUCCUGGUUCAAUUCAGAGAGGGCAAAGAAAGAACGUGCCAGAUUUUGGUCUGUGAUUGAACCUUUUUGGCCCCAUGUGGAGUCUACGAAUGAGGAUGCAGCUAGAUAUGAAACACCAGCGGAGACUGAAACACAUUCCGAUUGA
Tremella mesenterica DSM 1558 is the source of this 771-nucleotide messenger RNA. RefSeq lists its product as uncharacterized. The transcript has 2 exons. Bases 1 to 771 code for a protein of 256 amino acids. The record is from RefSeq and is a predicted model, not a curated record. Lineage: Eukaryota; Fungi; Basidiomycota; Tremellomycetes; Tremellales; Tremellaceae.